CAUGAUUUAUGAAGCAUGAUUAAUUACGAGAUUGUUGAACGUCACCAUUCGCUAGGAUUAAAACCGGUUGAUACGAUGGUCGAAGUUGACCCAAAGGGUCCAGUUGCUGUACGUGUUGGGGAAAGCCUCAAAGUUAAAUGUCGAGUUGGAUAUCCCCUACUUUUUUGCCGAGUUGAAAUACCAGGGGAACCAUCUAUGAAUUUACAACCUAAUCAAGCAGUAGAGGAUGGAAUCGCCUAUUAUGGAAAGGGAUUAGAGAAUGGCGAAUGCGGUGUAUCUAUUCAGCGAGUCAAAGAGAUUCACGAUGGUGCAUUUAAAUGUGCACUUACUAUUAAUGGAACUAGGGCAGAGAUCAUGAAUGGUGUCAAAAUCAUCGUAGCCAGAUCACCACAAUUCCCUGUAUUGCGACUGACCACUGGAGCGCAGAAGGAUAGAUUUAAAAAUGGUGAAAAACUCGAUAUCAGUUGCAGUGCCUUAGGUGGUCGUCCUCCUGCUAAUGUAUCACUAUACCUUGAUGAUGAACUCCUCGCAAGUCCCCAUGAUAUGAAUAUUAUCAAUACUAAUGUAAACGACGAGUCACGUGCAGAACAAAACGUUUCGUAUGCCCUCAAAUGGAAUGAUAAUGGUAAAAUGCUUCGAUGUGUAUCUGAACAUAUUGCCAUGUCCCAACCCCAGGAAGCCAAAAAACCGCUUGAAGUGUAUUAUCCACCUCAACCACAACCAACCAUUAACCGAUUUGGUUUUGUAAUCGGUCGUCCUGGAAUAAUCAACGUAACUGUCAACGCAAACCCUCGUCCUGAGCUCCUAUGGAGUGUAAAUGACGAGAAAAUCCUCGAAGGACGUCUUGAUAAAACUGAGCGUUUGCAAUCUUCAUCAGCACGCGAAGUGGGCAAAGGAGAAUGGCUGGCAGAAUUGAGAAUUGAGACUGUUCAGAAAUCAGACACAGAAAAGGAAUAUUAUUUAGAAGCUCGCAAUGAUGAAGGAGCACAAAAAUAUCACAUUCGACUUUCAACAUCACCUGAGCCUGAAGGCGUUGAUCUUGAUGCUGGAUACAUUAUUGGAAUCGUUGUGGGAAUUUUGGUAUUACUGCUUCUCGCAUUCCUCGUUAUUUUUGCCCGAGCGACUGGUCGUUGGUGUUUUGCAGCGAGACGUCGUGGUGAUGAAGAGGCUGCUGGUGGUGCUGGCGCCGGAAGCGAGGCACACAUCACACCUGGUGACGAGGAUGAUGACCAAACGGAUCAGCAUAUAAUUGACGAAAAAAUUCCACAUGGUGGUCAAGAGAAUCCAAUCCAUGCAAGCACCGAAUACAUCAAUGGACGUAAUGACAUCAAGGAUAUCCAGAGGAAGGAUGAAAAAACUGAUACGCCGGUGUAAAACAAUUAUUCAGCCUCGAUUCAUCGCAGUCGUCAUUCAACAUCACGAAUUAAGUGAAUUCUUUCUUUUGUUCAAGUUGGAACAUUCAACUGAAAAGUAGCAAGAUAAGCUUAGGAUUAAAUAUAAGUAAAUAAAUGAAUAAUAAUAAUAAUAAUAGAUAAAAGAAAAAUAUCAUUCUCGAGCAUCAAGAAUUUAGGGAAAUAAAAAAAAUAAAUGUGCACGAGAAUGAUGUUUCAAAACAAAUGUACAUGAUCGCGAUGGUCUCUUUGUGAUUUUCCAUUAUAAGCAAGGCUUGAGGAUAAACAGCCACUAUCUCAUAGAUCAAUACUCCAAUAUGGUCAAGAUAAAUAAAGUUUAAAAAUUUUUUCUAAUUGGAAUUUAAAUAUGAAUCUUUAACUGGUACAAAUCGCGAUGGAUUAAAGUGUAUAUUAAAGCAGUUGAUAUUAUUUAUGAAUGUGUUCUUAGGAGAGAUCUAACUAUCGCGAUGUUGUAAUGAUAAAUAUUAGUAAUUAAUGUAGUUGAAAUAAUCUAGCAUUUCUUUUGAAUCAACUAAGUCCGAGCCUUAUUGACCAUAAUUUAUUAUUUAUCGUUAAAAAAAAUCUUGCUUAAAUGAAACUUUUUUAUAAUUUUUUGUAAUGAUUAGAAUAUUUGAACACACAUUCCUUAGGUUUAUCAUAAUUCAGUGUUAAUUAUUCUUAAUUAAUAUUAUUUAGCACAUUUUUUUUUUAUUAUUAUUAGCACAUUAUUUAGUUCAAAUUGAUAUUAUUAUUACGAUUAUUAUUAUUAUUGUAGAAGAAGUAUG
Molecule: messenger RNA, 2176 nt
Organism: Chelonus insularis
Lineage: Eukaryota; Metazoa; Arthropoda; Insecta; Hymenoptera; Braconidae
Gene: Fas3
Product: fasciclin 3
Exons: 8
Coding region: 16-1374 (452 amino acids)
Source: RefSeq, a predicted model, not a curated record